AUGGGAUUUCCUAAUUUUGAUCCUCCACGAGGAGUAUUUACACUGCCAAUUCCUUGUGAUGCAGCUAAUAUCUUUUGGGAAGAUGUUAAAGUUGCUGAACAUUUCAUACUUCAAAAGACAAAAGCUUCAAGUAAUAUAUUUUUUCGAGGUGUAAUUGGCACUAUUCAAAAUGUCCUUGACACAAAACAACCUCCUUUUCGAAUUAUUUUUCGUAGUGAUCCACUUGGCAUUACAUUGCAAAUUGCUGUAUCUGAAACUACAAAAGGCAUCGAGGAUGCUUGGAAAUGGUUAGAAGAUAGCUUAAGCUCUGAAUUACUAAAACUUGAUAAUCCUGGUGAAAAAGAAAACUACGUUGUUACAAAAAUUAAUUCUUUGGUCACUAGACAAUAUAAAGGAACUGAUGAAGUUUCUGAAGAUGAAAGCGUCAGAUCUGCUUCUAGAGCUUUUCACCAAACAUUUGACAUAUCACCAAAUGAGAGAUUAGUUAAUUUUUAUUCUUGUGCAUAUCACGGAGUUAGUCAAGGAUGGAUGUAUAUUAGCGAAAAUUAUUUAUGUUUUUAUUCUUUCCUACUUGGUAUAGAAACAAAGGUAAUUAUUGAAUUAAAGGAUGUUCGAAAUUUAACAAAAGAAAAAUCAAAACGUGGAAUGGUUUCAGAUUCAAUAAAAGUAAUUACAAAAGAUGAUCAAGAGCAUUUUUUUUCAAAUCUUUUUCAUAGAAAUGAAACAUAUGGCCUAUUAAUGCAAUUAACAAAUUUAUCGAUGCAACGUUUGUUAAAGAAUUCUACUUUUGAACCAGCACCAGGAACUUCAAUAUAUGAUGCAGAUUUAGACCAGAUUUCAAAUACUCCUGAUCAAAAACUUUCAUUAAAUAAGAACAAUUUCGCCGAUUCACCAAUUUCUCCAAUGACACCGCCUUUGAAAAAAGGUCUUGAGGAACAAAAACGUGACACUGAGUUUCAAAUAACAUUUAACCUACCAACAACUGAACGUUUAUUGGACGAAUGUGAUGUUUUAUUUUCAAUUCCUGAUACAAGCGAAUAUACUGCUGGAAAACUUCAAUUAUCCGAGGCUUAUCUCACUUUUCUGUCAAAUGAUCAAAAAAACUGUAGUAUUGUCUUGCCAUUAUAUACCGUUCGAAGGGUCGAGCGUCUUAACAGUUUUAAUGUAAAUUAUUAUCUUGCUCUUUCUAUAAUAAAUUGGCAUCAAAUGUCAUUGAUAUUUCAAGUAGAAGGAUCUAAAUCAAAAUGUGAAAAUUUUUGUAACACCCUUAAAGAAAAUUUAAAAGGUCAAAUCCGUUACAUGAAAAAAUUAAGGCCUUUUUUAAAUACUUGUUCGUCUGAAGUAUUAUUGAGCAAUACAAAAAAAGCAUUCAAAUUUGGGGGUUUGGGAUUAAAAUUUGGAUUUCCUGGUGAUCCUAAAAAAAUGAAAGAUUCAAGCAAGACGAAUUAUUGGAAAGACUAUCUGCAAACUAAUGGUAGAAAUUUAACAUUGGUUAGAAUUCCGAGCUUUACCAAACUCGUACGUGUAGGACUACCUAACAUGUUGCGAGGUGAAUUAUGGGAAUUGUGUUGCGGUGCAAUGUAUUUACGAUUUGUUAAUGGUGGAUUGUAUGAAAAAAUACGUCAAGAUUAUGCGGGAAAAGUUUCACUUUCAACUGAAGAAAUUGAGAAAGAUUUGAACAGAUCUCUUCCAGAAUAUAGUGCAUAUCAAAGUCCUGAUGGUAUUGAUACUUUAAGACGUGUGCUAUCUACUUAUUCUUGGAAAGAUCCUGAAUUAGGUUAUUGUCAAGCAAUGAAUAUAGUUGCAUCUGCUAUAUUAAUUUAUACAAGUGAAGAACAAGCAUUUUGGAUUUUAAGCGUUUUAUGUGAUAGAAUGUUGCCAGGAUAUUAUAGUACUUCAAUGUACGGAGCGAUUUUGGAUCAAAUAAUAUUCGAACAUUAUGUUCGUGAAACAAUGCCAAUACUUUUUGAACAUUUCCAAGAUGUCGAUGUUCAAUUAUCAGUAGCAUGUCUACCAUGGUUUCUUACAAUCUUAAAGAUUAAUGGUAACGAAUUAUUAAAAAUAACAGACGACGGUCAAUUUAUUGAUGUUUUAAAAAAAUAUUUUUUAUCGUUGGAUGAAUCAUCAUAUCCUAAUAAUCCAAAUCCAAAAAUUAAAGCAAUAACAAAGUUUAGUUAUUUGAUGAGUUUGGCAUUCAGGGAAUUUUCAAUAGUAACCACAACAAAUAUACUUGAACUUCGAAAAUCUUAUCAACUUAAAGUGGUUCACAAUAUUGAAAGUUUUACGAAACGUAGUCAAAUUCGAAAUUUAAAAGAUACAUCUAAAUUUUCGAAGGACGAUAUAUCAGCAAUCUACGACAAAUAUUAUAAUGCACAGUUUUAUGGAAAACAACGCAGUGUUCGAAAUGAUUCACGUAUGGAUUUAAAUACGUUUUAUCGAUUUUUAGGUAGCGUUGUUAGUUGGGCUAAGCUGGACGAUGAUGAUAUCAGUAAAGAGAAUGGUUCAGCAAGGGACAAACAAGGACGUAGACUCGUAGGAUACGAGCUUAUUAACAAGUUGUUUGUUCAUUUUGAUGGAUCAUUAUCAGGCGGACUUACAUUGCAAGAUGUUAUUUUAGGUCUUGGUGAAAUAAUGUUUGGUGACUUGAUGUCACGUAUACAUUUUUUUUUUAAAUUGCAUGAUAACGAUAAUGAUGGGUAUCUUUUAAAAGAAGAAAUAUUACAAAUGUCAGAAAGUUUCUUAUUUAUAUUUAGAAAUCGACAAGAUGAUAGACAUCUUAAUUCUGUUUCGAAUUUCAUAAAAAAUUCUUUUGAAUUUUCUGAUCCAUUACAACCAGAGAAAAAUCAAUUAAAAUUUAAUAACCAUGAUAGUAUAAAUUCAAAGUUACAAUCCCAAAACGAAAAUGUGGAGGAUAAAAAUGAGAGGGAUGAAAACGAGGAAAAUAAAAACGAGGGAGAUAAAAACGAGAAAGAAGAACAACGGCUAAAAGAAAUCAAAGAAAAGAUUAUUAUGAAUGAUACAGAGGAUUAUAGAAUGUCCCUUCCAUCAUUUAGAAUGGUUAUUUUGGCUGAUGCCUACCUCGAAGAAUUUUUUGAUAAAGACUUUGCUGAAUCAUUCAAAUUUAUUGUACCAACUGAAGAAAGACAAAGAAGUUUUGGUCGUGAAAUAUUUAAUUCUUUGAUGACAGAUGGUAUGAAAAUGGCAGGAAAUUUUGGUAAAAGAUUGAAUUACCGAUUAUCAAAUUCACACAACAAUAAUAAUAAUAAUGAUUCUACUGUUUCACCUGAAAGUGAACCUUUACUUGUGACAACACAUGGUACUCUUCUAUCAAAUGAGGGAAUAUGUUCUGGUGAUACAUCAUUCAUUAUAUUAAGAAAUAAAACUGUUACUGGACUUGUUGAGAUGAUUCGACAAACUCGUGUUGUUCAAGUUAGAGGUCCCCCAUAUUCUGGAAAGACUAGUUUAGCACAAGCAACUGAAAUUUAUAUCAGAAAGAAGUAUCCAAAAACACAAGUCAUAUUUAUUACUUUUGCUGCUGCCAAUGAGGAUUAUGAAUUUGAGAAAUAUAUUAAGGAAAAAUCUGGUAAAUCAUGGGAUGAAUUUUAA
Entrophospora sp. SA101 is the source of this 3606-nucleotide messenger RNA. NCBI's taxonomy places the organism in Eukaryota, Fungi, Glomeromycota, Glomeromycetes, Entrophosporales, Entrophosporaceae. The record is from the annotation of a GenBank genome assembly.